Physeter macrocephalus (sperm whale) is the source of this 1586-nucleotide messenger RNA. It is a transcript of the gene LYRM7, whose product is annotated as LYR motif containing 7. Gene Ontology annotation, cellular component: mitochondrial matrix. Gene Ontology annotation, biological process: mitochondrial respiratory chain complex III assembly. The transcript is spliced from 6 exons. The record is from RefSeq and is a predicted model, not a curated record. Bases 198 to 512 code for a protein of 104 amino acids. Gene Ontology annotation, molecular function: protein folding chaperone. Lineage: Eukaryota; Metazoa; Chordata; Mammalia; Artiodactyla; Physeteridae.
UACCGGCUUAGCAAACACCUCUCGCCUGUCCCUCCACGGGGGGCGGGGCUACGAAGGAGAUGCUGCGUGGUGAUUGGUUGCGGCUCGUUAAGAACGUGGCUACGGGGUGUUGGACAGUCCACACCAGGCGGUGACUGGUUGCCGACAGGCGGGGCGGCUCGACCGCUGAAGAAGUAGCCGGAACUGUGAGGAGAGCCAUGAGUCAGGCGGCCAAGGUUUUACAGCUCUUUAAAACACUGCACAGGACCAGACAACAAGUUUUUAAAAAUGAUGCUAGGGCAUUAGAAGCAGCCAGAAUAAAGAUAAAUGAAGAAUUCAAAUGUAAUAAAAGUGAAACUUCUCCUAAGAAAAUAGAAGAGCUAAUAAAAAUAGGUUCUGAUGUUGAGUUGAUACUCAGAACAUCUGUUAUACAAGGUAUUCACACGGACCACAGUACGCUGAAAUUGGUUCCUAGGAAAGACCUUCUUAUAGAAAAUGUGCCGUAUUGUGAUGCACCAACUCAGAAGCAAUGAAUUUUUCUAGAAUAAAAUUAAGUCUUUAUCAUUUUUAAUUUUAAAAUAUGUAACUCUGGCUAAACUCCUGGAAAUGCAAAUAUUUUUCUCUGAAAUGGCAUAUUGAAAUUGAGUGCAUUAUAGUUUCAUAAUUAAGUUUCAUGUUGAAAGAACAUUGCUGAAAACUGCAGAACAUAGUUAAGUAUUUCUAAAGAACAUUAGGUAAGAAGACAUUUCAUUUUCACUGAAAAUCAAACUGUAUAAAGUGAAAUAAAUGCUUAGGGAGGUAUAUCAUAUUCACUUCUGUUUGACCUUAAUGAGUGUUUUGGUUUUAUCAUAGCUAUUUGAGAAUGAAGUGUUUUGACAAGUUGGUGGGUUUUCUUCCCAUGUGAAAUGAAACUAUGAGAUUAAAAUUAUUAGAUUAAGUUAAUGUUUAGUUCUGAAAAGAAUUGGUCUAAAAAUCACAGUGUGUGCCAACUUUCCACAGAAGGCAGCCUUUGUUCCUAAAGCACUGAAAUUAUUCCUGUAGCUAACAAAUAAUUAUACAGUUUCCUUUUAGAGAUAGAGUGUAUCUCUGUUCCUAAAAGAAAAUUUUUAAUCAGUCUUCUGAAGAUAGAUGAAUAAAAUGUCAAAAUCACGUAAGGUAACUGUGGAAUAAAGAAAUUCUAAUUUAUUAAGGAAAUAGUGUCCCUUGAUCAAACUAUAUAAUAUAGGCUUAGUAGAAUUAGCUGUACUUAGACCACAGCUAGACCUUAUUGUGAAAAUGUAAUAUAUGGCUGUACCCUCUUCAUUUUAAUCGGUAAGAUCUAAAUGGCUUUUUUUUUUUUCUCUAACAUUUUUCAUCCCUGACAAGAUUGACAGUAUCACAGAACAGCUUGGCAUUCUGCCUUCUAAUGGACAUGGGCUUCCCUGGUGGCGCAGUGGUUGCACGUCCGCCUGCCGAUGCAGGGGAACCGGGUUUGCGCCCCGGUCCGGGAAGAUCCCACCUGCCGCGGAGCGCCUGGGCCCGUGAGCCCUGGCCGCUGGGCCUGCGCGUCCGGAGCCUGUGCUCCGCAACGGGAGAGGCCACGGCAGAGGGAGGCCCGCAUACCACAA